AUGCUUGCUCGUGUCUCAACAGCGAGUAAACUUUUGAAACAAUACAGGAAAACUCCAUCUUCAGGUCCAAGGGAGCUUACUCCAACCAUGGUUCGCUCCAUUGAAGAGGCUGACAAGCCAGCAAAAAAGGGCAAGAAAACUGAAACCCACAAGGAGGCACAGGUUUCCAAACCAUCAAAGGGGCAAACCCCUAAGAAACGAAAGACUGACAGGGCUGCUCCAACACAGCCUCAACCAAAGAAGCAGAAGAAGCCUUCUAGGAGACUUAUACUCCAAUCCUCAAGUGAUUCAGAUUCAGAGUAUGUCCCUCUUAAACAUAAGAAUGCUCUUCCUUCAGAAUCUAAGAGCGAAGGCUCUGAUGAUGAGGCUUCGGGCCAAGGUGCUACUCCGCCUCACUCCCCUACACCAGAAGUUUCCGUCCACUCUCCACCUCCUUCCCCUCCACCAGUAUCAAUCCUAGUAUCCAUCUGA
Messenger RNA from Lactuca saligna, 471 nucleotides. The record is from the annotation of a GenBank genome assembly. NCBI's taxonomy places the organism in Eukaryota, Viridiplantae, Streptophyta, Magnoliopsida, Asterales, Asteraceae.